Otolemur garnettii (small-eared galago) is the source of this 1818-nucleotide messenger RNA. RefSeq names its product zinc finger protein 682-like. NCBI's taxonomy places the organism in Eukaryota, Metazoa, Chordata, Mammalia, Primates, Galagidae. Gene Ontology annotation, cellular component: nucleus. Gene Ontology annotation, molecular function: DNA-binding transcription factor activity, RNA polymerase II-specific; RNA polymerase II transcription regulatory region sequence-specific DNA binding. The record is from RefSeq and is a predicted model, not a curated record. The coding region runs from base 94 to 1620 and encodes 508 amino acids. The transcript is spliced from 4 exons. Gene Ontology annotation, biological process: regulation of transcription by RNA polymerase II.
GAACUGUUGACGUUCAGGGAUGUGACCAUAGAAUUUUCUCCAGAAGAGUGGGCAUGCCUGGACCCAGCUCAGUGGAAUUUGUACAGGGAUGUGAUGUUAGAGAACUACAGAAACCUGGUCUCUCUGGGUCUUGCAGCCUCCAAGCCAGACCUGAUCACCUGUUUGGAACAAAGGAAAGGACCCUGGAAUGUGAAGAGACAUGAGGUGGUAACAGAACACCCAGCUAUGUCUUCUCAUUCUGCCGAAGGCUGUUUGCCAGAGCAGCGCAUAAAUGUUUUAUUUGAAAAAGUCAUACUAACAAGAUAUGGAAGCUGUGCCCUUGAGAAUUUAAACUUAACAGAAGACUGGGAAAGUGUGGGUGAGUGUACAGAGCAGAAAGAAUGUUAUAAUGGACUUAACCAGUCUACAAAAACUACCCACAGCAAAAUCUUCCAGUGUAAUAAAUGUUUGAAAGUCUUCAGAAAAUUAUCAAAUCUAAAUAAACAUAAGAUGAGACAUAUUGUAGAGAAACCAUUUAAAUGUAAAGAAUGUGGGAAAGGCUUUAAGCAAUGCUCACACAUUAUGGACCAUAAGAGAAUCUAUAAUGGAAAGAAAUCUUACAAAUGUAAGAAAUGUGGCAAAGUCUUUAACAAAGGUAUGAACCACAGCUCAAACCUUUCUAAGCGUAGGAGAAUUAAUACUGGAGAGAAACUCUACAAAUGUGAAGAAUGUGGCAAAGUCUUCAAUCAGUGCUCAUACCUUACUAAACACAAGAGAAUUCAUACUGGAGAGAAACCUUACAUAUGUGAAAAAUGUGGCAAAGCCUUUAAUCAGUGCUCAUACCUUACUAAACACGAAAGAAUUCAUUCUGGAGAGAAACCCUACAAAUGUGAAGAAUGUGGCAAAGCUUUUAACCGGUGCUCACACCUUACUAUUCAUAGAAGAAUUCAUACCAGAGAAAAAUCCUAUGAAUGUGAAGAAUGUGGCAAAGCCUUUAAUCAGUACUCAUACCUUGCUAAACAUAAGAAAAUUCAUAUUAGAGAAAAACCCUACAAAUGUGAAGAGUGUAGUAAAGCCUUUUACUGGUAUUCAGACCUUUCUGUUCAUAAAAGAAUUCAUACAGGAGAGAAACCCUACAAAUGUGAAGAAUGUGGCAAAGCCUUUAAUCAGUUCUCAUACCUUACCAAACACAAGAGAAUUCAUACUGGAGAGAAACCCUACAUGUGUGAAGAAUGUGGCAAAGCCUUUCACUGGUACUCAGACCUUUCUGUACAUAAGAGAAUUCAUACAGGAGAGAAACCCUACAAAUGUGAAGAAUGUGGCAAAGCCUUUAAUACAUGCUCGUACCUUACUAAACACAGGAGAAUUCAUACUGGAGAGAAACCAUACAGAUGUGAAGAAUGUGGCUCAGCUUUUAACCAGUGCUCAUAUCUUACUGCACAUAAGAUAAUUCAUAAAGGAGAUAAACCUUAUAAAUGUGAAGAAUGUGGCAAAGCCUUCAACCAGUGUUCAUACCUGGCUGCACACAGGAGAAUCCAUACUGGAGAGAAACCUUACAAAUGUGAUAAAUGUGGCAAAGCCUUUAACUGGUGUUCAGACCUUGCUAUACAUAAGAGAAUUCAUACCAGAGAAAAAUCCUAAGAAUGUAGCAAAGCCUUAUCCAGCACUCAAAUCAUUUCUGUACAGAGAAGAACAAAUGAAUGAUAAUAUGACAGAGCCUUUAAUCAGUGCUCAUACCUUACUUUGAGUAAGAUAAUUUAUGUUGGAGAGAAACCCAACGAAUGUAAAGAAGUGGCAAAGCUUUUAACUAGUGCUCACACCUAUCUAUACAGAGAAUUC